AUGGAUGACAACCAAGGAUCCCCGACAGUGAAAAGCGAAGUGCUAACUGGCGGUGAAGAGGUGACGUUUAAUGCUCAUCAGCUUCUGACGUAUGACUACGAAAGGGAGAUCCAAAUUCUUGAGCGGGACAUUCGACAGCAGAAAGAGUCUAGUGUGAAUGCUAAGACGGCGAUCACCUUCGAACAGCUACGGAAAAUUCACAACCUUGGGAAAUUGCUCGGACCACAGAAGGAAUUGUUUUUCGAUAGAAUAUGUAGAGCUGCAGACAUACAACGAGCGUCUUUGAAAAAUCGAUUAAAACAAAAUAAAGAGAAAUUCGAGCCUCCAACACUGACCUCUUAUCGGGGGUGUUACCAAGAACCCAGCACACCUAACGAAAAUGCUUCCUGCUUUAUGACGCCACAUUGGCAACAAAUCACGCAGCUCAACUCCGCAAAUGAGGAUUUUGACAGAAAGCUUAAUUACCUCUCUCCACCUACUCUGAACAGUCUCGUGCAAGUUUCGGCAAUCGAAGCUCCUCGAACACCAUCGUCGUCAACAGCGGAACUCGCCCCUUUGCUUCGUCCGGGCAGCGUUUCGGAAGACGAAAUGAAACUUCCAGCGGAAAGAUCACUCGACUUGAUGCAGUUGGGGUUCUCUUUCGAAGAAGUCAAGCAGAUAGCUGAUCUAUUUGACCAAUACAAGGAGAUAAUCAAACCUCAUAACCCAGGUCUCACUCUGAACCAGGCUUUAAGUCAGUUUGCCAACCUCAUUUCCAUAUCAGUUCCUGAAAACUUGAGACUGCUUGCACACACAUUCAACUUGCUAGAGAUGGGCUACACCAGGCAAGAGGUUGCUCGUCUGCUGGCGAAGGAGCGACGGAGACCUCCAAUGGACGUCACAGAUGUGGAUAUGAAAUCGAAGAGAAUAAGGACAAACUCGGGGACAGAAACCAACGGAGAGACAUAUGUCGCCCAAGAGACAAAUGGUAACCAAUCGGAUGAUGAGGUGCCAACUUCUUGA
Necator americanus (New World hookworm) is the source of this 1002-nucleotide messenger RNA. RefSeq lists its product as uncharacterized. Bases 1 to 1002 code for a protein of 333 amino acids. Lineage: Eukaryota; Metazoa; Nematoda; Chromadorea; Rhabditida; Ancylostomatidae. The transcript is spliced from 11 exons. The record is from RefSeq and is a predicted model, not a curated record.